This is a messenger RNA of Oreochromis aureus, 3119 nucleotides long. Its product is annotated as transcription factor 7-like 1-B. Gene Ontology annotation, molecular function: DNA-binding transcription factor activity, RNA polymerase II-specific; RNA polymerase II cis-regulatory region sequence-specific DNA binding. Gene Ontology annotation, cellular component: catenin-TCF7L2 complex; beta-catenin-TCF complex. The coding region runs from base 1077 to 2819 and encodes 580 amino acids. Lineage: Eukaryota; Metazoa; Chordata; Actinopteri; Cichliformes; Cichlidae. The record is from RefSeq and is a predicted model, not a curated record. The transcript has 12 exons. Gene Ontology annotation, biological process: canonical Wnt signaling pathway; regulation of transcription by RNA polymerase II.
UGUAUGUAUGUGUGUGUGUUUAUUUCUUUCUUUAUUUCUGCUGUAAAUGUCGGACACGUUAACGCGUGAGUGUAUGGGGGCUGACCCGCCGCUGGCGCCCCUGCUGGCCGCUGGAGGAGCUGCAGGGUGCGGAGUUUGAGGCCCGGGGUCUGUGCUCGGUCUCUGCGGUGGAAGUGUGUCCUGUUUCAGUCCGUUGGGGCACAAAGUGUCGAACUGCUCCUUUAAACUCUGAAAGUCUCCUUUUCUUCGUAUGAACUCCUCCUCCUCCUCUGCGCGCAGAUAGGAUCAACCUGUUGUGCCUGAUCCGGGAUCAGCUCAGCCCGCGGCCCCGUGCACCCGGCUCCGGUGAACUGAUCCGGGGCCAGUGCAGGUCCCCUGCUCGUCCAGCCUCCACCCCCGCAGUCUUUUCCUUCCACUCCACUUGAGUGCAGCCCGUCUCCGUUCCCACGCCUCCAGCGAUCGGCUUGAAUCAGCAAACUGUGCGAUAUGCGGAAACGAGCAGAGUAAAACCGCAGCUGUGUGCGGAAUUAUGCACGUUUCAGAGCGGACUAACGAUGCAGGGAUCACCGCGGGCAGGCCCUCCACUUUCUCCGCUGGAGUAACUGCACACAGGGGGACGUGAACUUUUCGGGCUUGCUUUUUAAGAUGUCGACGGUCCGUCCGUGAGGGAUUUUAAAUUCUAGUUUCAUGUUUGGUGGGACGGGGUGUUUUAAAAUCACUGAAGCAUCUGUGGCGGAGAGUUUGCUUUUGUAAGGAGGUUUUUCUUGGAGGAGCUCGACUGAAGGAGGACCGCGCUCCUCAGGAAUUCGACGCCUGAGCUGAAGUGUCCGUGAACGCCGCACGGAGCUAGCUAGCAUGUAAGCUAGCUGUUGGGGGAGUUUUUUUGUUUAUUUAACGGAUUAAACGGAGAGAAAAGGCCGUUAAGUUGGCGUUAGCGCCGACUGUACGGGGGUCCCGAACAGCCGACCUUAGCUAACUACUUUCCCGGGGGAGGGCUUCGGUGUUCCGGGACUUUUGUGCAACUGCGAGUUAGCCCUUAAGUCGCUCCGAGUGUUAGCCGCCGUUAGCGUCCAGCCAUGCCGCAGCUGAGCCGGGAGGACGGCGACGACCUGGGAGCCAGCGACGAGCUCAUCGCCUUCAAAGACGAAGGCGAGCAGGAGGAGAAGCGCAACGUGUCCGCCGAGCGAGACCUGGACGACGUCAAGUCCUCCCUGGUCAACGAGUCAGAGACCAACAGCAGCUCGGACUCAGAGGCAGACCGGCGCCCAGAGCCCCGUCCAGGUGUGGAGAGCAGGGCCAGGCAGAACCAGGUGUGCGAGGAAGCUCUGAGGAAGCAGCAGCGUGAUGGACGCCUCCUCCAGCCCUCGCCCUACGUCGGGUACCCGUUCUUCAUGUUCCCUGACCUCGGGAACCUCUGCAGCCCGUACCUCACCAAUGGAGCGCUGACGGCGGGUGCCCGGACGUACCUGCCCUUUCAGUGGCCGCUGCUCGAUGUCCCAGGAAGAGCAUCCGUCAGAGACACAGCGACUCCCUCUCACCUGUCCAGCAGUGUGCCGAUGGUGCAGCACCCCCACGUGUCCCACCUCCACCCGCUGCUGUCCUAUAGCCCCGAGGCCUUCUCCCCACCGAGGGCCUCACCUGGGUUCUCUCCUGAAGCAGCAGGGGUGUCCCGGUCUCCUCACGCCUCCUGCUACCCGGUCUCCCCUGGAGCCAUGCCUCAGAUCCCACACCCUCUGGGAUGGCUGCAGGGCCAGCACAUGUACUCCAUGGCCGGGGGCUUCUCGCCAGCAGCACUCGCCAUGAACGCCUCCAUGUCGAGUCUGGUGUCGAGCAGCUUCUCUCCUCGCUUGGUGCCCACCCCUCAGUCGUCCGUCCCCCACCCCGCCAUCGUCCCCACGGGAGUCAAGCAGGAGCCUGAAAGUGACAGCUGCGACGGAGGCGGGGCCAGCAGCGUUCAGCCAAGGAAGGCGACACCUGAAACCAAGCGUGAGGGCGACGAGGACAGGAAGCCGCACAUCAAGAAGCCGCUGAACGCCUUUAUGCUGUACAUGAGGGAGGAGCGGCCCAAAGUGGUCGCCAUGUGCAAAGUGAAGGAGAGCUCGUCCAUCAACCAGAUCCUCGGACAGAGGUGGCACUCACUGUCGAAGGACGAGCAGGCCAAAUACUACGAGCUGGCACGCCAAGAGAGGCUCCUGCACUCCAAGCUUUACCCCGGCUGGUCGGCCAGAGACAACUAUGGUAAGAAGAAGAAGAGGAAGAGGGCGAGGAUGGAGAUGAAGCUCGAAGUUGCCGCGGCGGCACCGUCAGACGACUUCCCCCUGCAGCUGAAGAGGCCUCGUGUCUCCGUGGGAGCCGAGGACCCACCACCGCCUCCACCGCACACGCAGACUGCACACACGCGCCAUCACCUGACGCAGCCGCACACAGUCUCCCACCUGACGCACACCCACCUGUCACAGGCGAGCCCCGCCUCCUCCUUGGACUCUCCUGCGACACCCACCACGUCACUGGCCUCGCCCGCCGCCCCGGCGCCGACGCACACGGAGCACACACACUCGUCGUCCUUCGGUGGGCACACGUCGCCGUACCCCGAGCAGCUGCAGCCGCUCUCCCUCACCACCAAGCCCCAACGGCCGCCACUGUCCCUGAACCGCGCCACCAUCACCACGGGCCCCUCCACACCGUCAUCCAACACCGCCUCGUCCCCGCCACAACGGCCCCCUCCUCUGCGCUCUCAGCCUUUCCUGGCCCCACCUCCUACCUCCUCGAGCUCUCACGGUGCCUUAACUCAGCAGCUCCGAAGAACCAAUCAGCCGUGACGAGCGGCGUGAGAAACACAAAUGAAUUCUGACCUCGUUUUUACCGCCGCUGUUUUUUAUGCUCUUUUUUUAUCCGUGUCAUAUUUGUAUGUUUGUACGAGAAUAAAAGGACGUGUAAUUGGUCAAUAUUUGACUGCACCUCGGACUCCAAGGAACUAUUUUUACACUUUUUCAGGAAGUAACGGUGAGGAGGGAGGGGGGGCUUAGUUUGUUUAACAUGCUUUUUUUACCUGGUAGUUUUGAGUGUAAACAGAUUUCCUGUUUCCUCCUCUUUGUCAAUAAACCUUCACUCAGCUCUCA